This is a messenger RNA of Miscanthus lutarioriparius, 555 nucleotides long. NCBI's taxonomy places the organism in Eukaryota, Viridiplantae, Streptophyta, Magnoliopsida, Poales, Poaceae. The record is from the annotation of a GenBank genome assembly.
AUGGCGACAACGCCGACCACCGCAUUCCUCCGCCUCACUCCAGCACCUUCUCCCCGCACCGCGCGCCCUCCUCGCUCUGCUACCUUCCUGCAGCCCGCGCUCUCAGUUUCCCUCUCCCACUCCCUCCCCGACUGCCGCAACCACCGCCUUGCCGCCGCUUCCAAGGACACUGCUAGCAGCAAGGGACAGGAACAAGAUCAAGAGCCCGCAUCGUCCGCGCUGGAGGAAGGAGGAGCGGAGAAGGGAACGGAGGUGGGGGGAGCAUCGCCCGCCGAGAAGAACCCGGAGGCGGUGGCGGCGGAGCUGAAGGAGGUGCUAAGGGCGCGGAAGGAGGCGGAGGCCGCCGAGGGGGGCGGCGGGUGGUGGGCCGGCGUGGCGCAGGAGAUGACCGAGAUCGAGUGGCCGGCGCCCGGGAAGGUGGUGGGCACCACCGGCGUGGUGCUUGGGGUCAUCGCGGGCUCCACUGUCGCGCUGCUGUCCGUCAACGCGCUCUUCGCCGAGCUCUCCGACACCGUCUUUGCCGGACGCGGACUUCAGGACUUAUUCUCCGGCUGA